Messenger RNA from Camellia sinensis, 1699 nucleotides. The record is from RefSeq and is a predicted model, not a curated record. Lineage: Eukaryota; Viridiplantae; Streptophyta; Magnoliopsida; Ericales; Theaceae.
CUUUUUCUGCAAUGGUGGAUGGUAAAAGUCAAGAAAUGUCAACCAAAGAGUUGUCGGGGGGAGCCAGAAUCCACUACAUUUUUCAGUCAAUUUUUGUGAAGAGCUUGGAGGAAGUGAAUCCUUGUGAAGAUUUUUCUGAUGAGGACAUUAGAACGGCUAUCCAAAAUGCUACUGGUCCUAGAAAUGCUUUGUUUGUUCCAGAGGUCCCAUUUCAAGUUUUGGUUAGAAGACAAAUUGCUCGAUUGUUAGAUCCUAGCCUUCAGUGUUUACGACUUGUCUAUGAUGAACUAAUAAAGAUGAGCCGUGCUUGUGAGGCAAUGGAGAUACGAAGAUUUCCAGUAUUACGAAGGCGUUUGGACGAAGUCAUGGGGAAGUUUUUGCGUGAUGGUGUAAAACCGGCUGAAAGAAUGAUAGGAAACAUUAUUGAGAUGGAGAUGGACUACAUAAAUUCUUCACAUCCAAAUUUUAUUGGUGGAAAGAAAGCAAUGGAGGAAGCUAUGUGGAAACUGAGAUCUUCUCAGGGAACUCGUCCUCAGUCCAACAAUGACAGACCUGUAUCAGUUGGUAAUUCAUCCACAAAGACUUGGGCCAUUUCAUCUAUAUUUGGGAGUCGGGCAUCAUCUGCAGAGAGUUCAGCUAAUAGAUCUCUUGAUGAAACUGUUUUUGAUAUGGAACGGAUGCCUUCUGUGAUCCAAUUGAGAGAGCCACCUGCCAUCUUAAGGCCAUCAGAAGCACAAACAGAUAAUGAAGCAGUUGAAAUAAUAGUAACCAAAUUACUCUUGAGUUCUUACUAUGACAUUGUCAGAAAGAACAUUCAAGACUUUGUACCAAAAGCUAUAAUGCAUUUUCUGGUUAACCAUACGAAAAGGGAUCUUCUGAACACCUUUAUACAGAAGCUGUACAGAGAGAGCCUUUUUGAAGAGAUGUUGCAGGAGCAACAUGAUGUUGUCACGAAGAGAAAAAGGACAGGAGAAGUGUACCAUGUCCUGCAACAAGCUGUUCAGACACUGGAUGAGGUUGAAGCUGAUGUGUCUUCACGAGGUUCAAGCUUGGGUGCUGCUGCUGCUACCUCUGGAUUGCUAAGGAUCUCAGGCCUUUCAUCCAAUCUCUACUCAAUAUCAAAUGGUGAGAACAGGCCAUCUUACACGUCCACAAACUCUGCUGCUCGCAGAGUAUUCCAAUUUGGCGAUCGGUCAUUGCCUGGAGACUCAAAUGGUGGCCUUCACAGAUAUUAAGGUGGUGGGGGGCUUGGAUAUCCGAUCUUUGAAUUAUGGGUGGAUUUUUUAUUUAUUUAUUUUUUUUUUUCUUUCUAUGCUUUGCUUUAUGGUUUAUUGUAUGGUGCUUUGAAUCCCAUAUCAAUAUCACCUAAUGGGAUGUGUUUUACGACUAAUAUUCUUUUUGUGAAUAUGAAUCUGGUUAAUUUGCAGAUUUUUUUACCAGAUGAGUGGAUGUCUAAGUUGGCGAGGAGGUUUGGUCUGGUGUUUUUUUCCUUACAUAUAUGAUGGGUAAUUUUUUAAUAAUUCCGGAGUAUGAAUACGUGGUAUUUUAUAACAUUAUGAUUGGUGGAAAGAUGGAUAGGCGGGGUAUUAAUUGGGGAACAUGAGAAGCAUAUUGAAUGAUAAUUGAUCAGGGAGUAUAGAUACGUGAUACUCCAGGAAUAUUGAAUAAUUUUCUCACGUAUAUGAGUAUAUAAUUUAUU